AGUGAUGGUGCUUCUCUUGCCUUGCUCUCACCAGCCACGCCAUUCACCAAGCUGACUGCUGUUUUUGUUGCGCGCGAACUCAAAGAGCCUUUGGCAUGUCGCCUGCGCUAUCGCUCACAAUUUUCCUCUCGUAGUAUCAUCGUGGUUUACCCGCCGCACCUCCUCUCUCCUCAUCUCGCCUACUCCCUCACCCCAUCUCUCCGCCGCGUCUCUCCGCUUCGCAUUCCCCACGGCGCAUCUUUCGCUCCCCAUUCCCUAGCCCGUAGUCCCCUAGUCCCCUACCCGCGACCCCUCCGCCAUGUCGUGGUUCCGCUCGGCGCUGAGCAUCGGCGCGGAGGCCGCGAAUGCGGGUGGCAAGGCGGUGGGGACGGGGUUCGUGCGCGCGAGCUCGUUCGCGUCGUCCGUAGUGCAGCGCGCCGGCGACGCCGUGCUGCUGGCGGGCGACGCCGUGGAGCACGGCGCCAAGAUGGUGUACGAGCACGCCGAGCACGCCGUGGGCGGCACGUCCGCGCGGCAGCAUAACAGCUUCCGCCACGCGGUGCGGCGCAUAGAGGAGGUGGCGAUGCUGGCGCGCGGGGCGGAGCGCAAGGAGGCGCUGCUGCGCUGGCUGGGCGCGCUGGCGGACAUCAGCGCGGAGAGCGAGCAGGCGGAGCAGGGGGAGAAGGAGCUGGCGGCGCUGCAGCAGCUGGGGAUGGGGCUCGCGCUGGGGGGGGACGGCGCGGGGGGGGGUGGGAGCAACGGAGGAGGGGGGAAGGGGAAGAGUGAGUCAGAGGAAGGGGGGGCGGGAGAGGCAGUGGCGGCAGAUGAGGGCGCUGGGGAGGCGGGGGAGGUCGCAGAGGAGAGUGCAGCGGUGAACAAGGCCGAGGCGACUGGACCGCCUGCUGCCGCUCAUGGUGGUGGCGGCACCACCCUCUGCCCUCCCCGCGCACCCAGGCGAAGAUGUCUCGGGUGUUGUUCCACGACCCCCAACGCGCCCCACCAGGCGCUCACCUUCCGCGAUGUCUUUCUCCACAGCCAGGCGCUGGAGAACGUGGUGGCGUCGCUGGUAAUGGACCCGGGUGAUGACGAGGAGUACUGGCUGCUCAGGAACCUCUUCAGGUGCUCUCCUCGCUCUUUGCUUACCCUCCUCCCUUUUGCGCCCCAGAAUCCCGGACAUAAUUCCAGUGAGCGCAGUUAGGAAGGCGGUUUAGCAAGUAGGAAAGACAGUUGUAAAAACGCUAUGCUUAUGUAACCAAGAGUUUUAGGAAAGCAGGAGCUCUUCUCUUAACAGCGAAGUUAACAUGGGGCAAACGUGUUUCGGCUUGUAGGGAAAUCCCUAGCGAGCCUUCAUCAGUGCCAAUGAGAACGUGCGAGCAAAGCAAAGCCCCUAAGUAGAAGGUAAGCAUCCAACAAACUGAACUCUAGGUUAUCUUCACCCUAGUCAACCCAAAAGUUUCGGGGACCAAUCCAGGCCAUCCUGGUGAAAAACCGAGGGGGCACAUCUUCAAUCCUCGAGGGUGUCUUGAAAAGAAGAGAGAGAUUACUGUUGCUUGCGUAACUGGUUGGUGGCGAUGUUGGCGAGGAGUUCGGGCCGAUGAGCGAAGAUGACACUCUUGAAGAGUGGGUGCAGAAAAAUCGGCGGGUAACCGCGGUCACGAAGUCAAUGGAAGAAGGCAAACUUCGUUGCGAGGAAGGUCGUUGCUGAGGUCGAGCGAAGUAGAUACCGCUUCAGCUAGUACGAAUGAAACCUUCCUUACAGUGACGCAGGUGGAUGGAAGGAGGAAAAAGGAAGAUAAGUGAUACUUGUUCAUCGGCUUUUGGAAAUUGCCCCUUGAAAAGGACCAUGUCGAGGAAAUCCGUAGAGCUGUCCGAAACAUUCCAAGUGAUCCGUAUGUUAGGAUCGAGCGCGUUGAAGGUAAGCAGGUAGUCCUCCAGUUCUGCCCGCGUCCCUGGCCAGAUGAUAAGGCCAUCGUCGAUGUAGCGCACGUGGUAGAGAGGUUUAGUUCCGGUUCAUCUU
This is a messenger RNA of Closterium sp. NIES-67, 1996 nucleotides long. The record is from the annotation of a GenBank genome assembly. NCBI's taxonomy places the organism in Eukaryota, Viridiplantae, Streptophyta, Zygnematophyceae, Desmidiales, Closteriaceae.